AUGACUGAAAAUUCAACAACUUUACUCGAAAAUCAAAGUCGAAGUAAUAAUCGGCUCAUAGAAAAUUACAGAUUAACCUGGGAACCGAGACUAAACAAUUGCGUCGAUUUAACUACUUAUAUGCUCACGGCAAAUAGUAUAGACGUUCUUAAAUGUGCUGCUUCUUUGGUUAAACUUGGUCGGGAAAUUCCGUUUUUUGAAACAUUCGUCAAAGAAAGGAAACUUUCCAC
Acaulospora morrowiae is the source of this 230-nucleotide messenger RNA. The record is from the annotation of a GenBank genome assembly. Lineage: Eukaryota; Fungi; Glomeromycota; Glomeromycetes; Diversisporales; Acaulosporaceae.